AUGUUAGAACAGAUUUACAAACAAUUAGAUCUAUUUUUCUCACCGAGAGAGAGAGAGAGACAUCACUCGCCGCCGUUGAUCAAUCUCCGUCGUGUUUCUGCAGCUCUCCUCCGUCUCUGUCUCGUGCUAGUGAAAAAAAUGGCUGGAGAAGGAGGUGAAGAAGAUCUACCAAGAGACGCUAAGAUUGUGAAAUCUCUACUUAAGUCAAUGGGUGUGGAAGACUACGAGCCUCGCGUGAUGCACCAGUUUCUCGAACUUUGGUACCGUUACGUCGUCGAAGUGUUGACAGAUGCUCAGGUUUACUCAGAGCACGCCAGCAAAUCUACAAUCGACUGUGACGACGUGAAGCUCGCUAUCCAAUCCAAAGUUAACUUCAGCUUCUCUCAGCCUCCUCCAAGAGAGGUACUUCUUGAAUUGGCUGCGAGCAGGAACAAGAUCCCGUUGCCGAAAUCGAUAGCAGGACCGGGCGUUCCACUCCCACCUGAGCAGGACACGUUGAUUAGCCCGAACUACCAGCUGGUGAUACCGAAGAAGUCAGCGUCAACGGAACCUGAAGAAACAGAGGACGAUGAUGAAGAGAUGACAGAUCCUGCAGAGUCAUCUCAGCAGCAACAACAACAACAGACAGCAGAGCUUCCAAGCCAGACUCCUCAGAGGGUCUCUUUCCCUCUCUCUAGACGACCCAAAUAA
Molecule: messenger RNA, 690 nt
Organism: Microthlaspi erraticum
Lineage: Eukaryota; Viridiplantae; Streptophyta; Magnoliopsida; Brassicales; Brassicaceae
Source: the annotation of a GenBank genome assembly